GAUAAUGUGUUUCCCUGUUAUCGCUUUCGUACAACUAGACAAAGUGCACGUAGGUAGCCCAGAGCGUGCAGUUUGAGCGGAAGCACGGAGGUAUAGGCCGCGAUCUGCGAUCGAACCUCGUCGCUCACGCGUCGACCAACCGCGAGAAUCCCAGCUUCGACAUUCACUAUCACAAUCAUGGCCGACUCAUUUGCCAACACGCCGCUCCAGGCCACCAUGGACCAGGACCACGUGCCAAAUGUUCCAUCACCUCUCAAUCCUGCCAGCUCGCGCGCCCCAUCCAGGACCCCAGCACCCAAUGCGACGCCGAUCCAACGAGAACAACGAGAGAAGAAAGAGUCGCUGAAGAAGCGUGAGAAUGCACUCAAUGGCGGGACUCCUUCGUCGGCAUCCAAGCGAAAAGCCAGUGUGGCACACUCCUAUCCUUCACCCCAGCGAUUUAUGAUCCCACCACCACGGGUGCAGGACUUCGAAAAGCCCAAGGACGAUGUGAUGAUCCAGCACGAGCCUGCACCUCUUAUGACACCCGGAAACGAGCGACAAUUAUACAAGCCGAUUGAUCUAGCGGAGAACAAGCGCGGCUAUCGAUACUCUCGCGCCAUUGCGGAUCCUCUGUUUCCUCACAAGCAGUUCUACCGAUCGACUUCCCCUCCGCCGCAUUAUGCACGAUUGAGCUUUGAAGAUGCCGACAAGUGGAUGCAUUUCACGACGAAUGCGUUGAUAACGACAAACGAGAAGGGCUGGCGGAUGGUGCGCUCCAAUGUUUGUGCAAGAGAAGGAACAUUGUACUACGAGCUCAAGAUACAUCGUGGAGUCCCGGUAGACGGACCAGAUCCAGCUGCCAAUGGACCGCAACCUCAUGUGCGGUUCGGCUGGGCAAGACGAGAGGCACCUCUUGACGCACCUGUUGGUUUCGAUGGCUACAGCUAUGGCCUCACCGACAUUCGGUUCGAGACAAUGCACCGCAGCAGACCGGGCAAAUUCUUCCACCCAAAGAAGACCAAGACCAAGACUGCCAAAGCCGCGCUCGCCGCUCCGACACCUGUUACACUGGCGCCAGAAGACCAACACGUCAAGGAAGGCGACGUGAUCGGCGUCGAAAUCCAACUUCCCGCGCUCUCUCUGCAACAAAAAAUCGUCAGUGGAGUCUACAACCCCGCCGUGGACUCAGGAGACGGCUUCGACCAGUCCGCUGCAGCGUCUCUCGAUGAAGAACCUAUGGACGUCAUCCGCGACCGUAUUCCCGUGCCCUACAAAGCGAACAGCUAUUUCGAAGUGCUGGACCACGUCGCCUCCAAACCAAUGGAAGUCUACGCCGAUCGUACCACGAAUCUCAGCUCCCUGCCCACCCAGCAAACCGGCGCGAAUGCAAAAGACGCGAUCAAAGCCCCGCCGAACCCGAAUCACGAGCACGCUUCCCUGCGAACGUUACCGCACAGUGCUGUCAGGGUGUAUAAGAAUGGAAAACUAAUCGGCACGGCGUUUGAGAACUUGCUUGCGUUCCUCCCGCCCGCCAGCGCACCGAGCAAGACCAUGGGCGCGAGGGAAGGGUUCGACGAUGGUUUGACAGGCUACUUCCCUGCGGUCUCCUGUUUCUUCGGAGGAAUCGCAGAAGUCAACUUUGGCGACGGUAGGGACGGAUUCUGGUGUCCGCCGUCUCAUCUCAAGUCUGGGCAGAAGAAAGGCUGGAAUCCUGGAAGACAGGCGAGAGGGAUUGGAGAGAGGUAUAAGGAGCAGAUUGCGGAGGACAUUGUGUGGGACCUUGUGGAUGAGGUGGACUUUUUCAUGCAGGAUGGAGGGUUCGAGGGCACGGUCGGGAGUGGAGUCGCGGGUGCGGCUGUGGUGAGUGGGAAGAGCAGUCGAUUGAAGGAGGAAGAGGGACUAUGA
Messenger RNA from Zymoseptoria tritici IPO323, 1887 nucleotides. RefSeq names its product Set1C complex protein. The coding region runs from base 178 to 1887 and encodes 569 amino acids. The record is from RefSeq and is a predicted model, not a curated record. NCBI's taxonomy places the organism in Eukaryota, Fungi, Ascomycota, Dothideomycetes, Mycosphaerellales, Mycosphaerellaceae. Gene Ontology annotation, cellular component: Set1C/COMPASS complex. The transcript has 2 exons. Gene Ontology annotation, molecular function: protein binding; transcription cis-regulatory region binding.